Molecule: messenger RNA, 1482 nt
Organism: Drosophila elegans
Lineage: Eukaryota; Metazoa; Arthropoda; Insecta; Diptera; Drosophilidae
Exons: 1
Coding region: 1-1482 (493 amino acids)
Biological process (GO): proteolysis
Molecular function (GO): nucleic acid binding; zinc ion binding; aspartic-type endopeptidase activity
Source: RefSeq, a predicted model, not a curated record
AUGCAGAACGAGUUGCCAAAAAUACACAUAAAGUCUUUUACUGGUGACUACAAGGAGUGGCCAGCAUUCAAGAACAUCUUCGAGAGCACGACUUACAGCAAGCAGCAUUUGACAGCGAUACAAAAGUUUCACUACUUAAACGGGAGAAACUACAUUACGGGAGAAGCAGCUGAGUUGAUACGUCAUAUGUCAAUUGCGGAUGCAGCUUACGAGUCUGCUUGGAAUUGCAUGAUUAAGCGCUAUAACAGAUUACGUCACAUUGUAAACAGUCUGCUGGAUACUUUUGUAAACUUACCUUCGACAUCCAGAGCAGAUGUAUCAAUACUGCCCAAAGUAACAGUCGGAGCUACAGAGAUUGUACGCGGCUUGGAUGCAGCAGGGCAAAUAAGCAGGGACUGCUGGGUAAUUCAUUUCAUUCUGGCCAAGAUUCACACUGAAACUCGACGCAAGUGGAUUGAGGACAGCCGUGAACUGGAAUCGCCGACUGUGGACGAUCUACUCAAGUUUUUAGACCGCCGCUGCGAGGAAAUUGAGCUCAGCAAAAGUGAGCCUGACAAAGUCUUCCAAGUUGGCUCUCAGCAAAACACAGCUAAGCGAUCGUCACACGCCUUGGUAUCAACGGAGGAAGGUGCUUGUGUUAAAUGUAACUCCAAGGAGCACAAUAUCUUUAUCUGCCCAAAGUUUAUGGACUUAUCAGUCGAGCAGAGACGCACUUUUGUCAAAGCUAAAUCCUUGUGCUUUAAUUGCUUGAAGUUCGGGCAUGUGUCACGCAGGUGUGAAUCCAAAUUCACAUGCAGAAUUUGUCACAAUCGUCACCACUCUCUACUACACGUAGAAGAUUCUACUGCACACGCCGCUGUAACCAGGACACAUUCAAGGGAUAUGGAGCAGCGCGACCUCGGCGCUCCAGAGGAUGCAACGGUGACCAUCAGCAACAUUGCUCGUGUACAAGACACUCCAUGCGCUGAAUCUUCGUACAACGGAUCAGCUGCUACUACACAGCCACAAGGGUUACGGAAAAGCGCAUUGCCCACAGCUCUAGUACUCGUUUGCAACGCCAAAGGAUCACACACUUCCUGUCGGGUGCUUUUGGACAGUGGUUCGGAACUGUCAUACUUCUCCGAGCGAUGCGUGCAGGCGCGCUUGCCAUCACGAAUUUUGGUGUCGGAAAUUUCUUCGAUCAAGGCUGAGACAACUAGAGGCUGCAGCGCACUGGAUAUUCAGUCAAGAAUAUCAGAACACACAAUGAAGGUACGUGCCCACGUACUCAGCAAAAUUACCUCCACGUUGGCAAGACACAAUAUCAACGUCUCAGCACUUAAGACGUUCGAUGGCUUGGAGCUUGCAUAUUCUGACUACCAAUCGUUGGCGCCAGUAGAUAUUGAUUACGUUUGGACCGUAUUCACUGAUAAAAAGCUGUUCGACAGCCAGGGACAGAUCAUCGCCAUUUCGACCAUAUUUGGAUGGGUACUUCGAUCGUGA